This is a messenger RNA of Nilaparvata lugens (brown planthopper), 2630 nucleotides long. Its product is annotated as gastrula zinc finger protein XlCGF17.1-like. Gene Ontology annotation, molecular function: DNA-binding transcription factor activity, RNA polymerase II-specific; RNA polymerase II transcription regulatory region sequence-specific DNA binding. Gene Ontology annotation, biological process: regulation of transcription by RNA polymerase II. Gene Ontology annotation, cellular component: nucleus. The record is from RefSeq and is a predicted model, not a curated record. Bases 379 to 1422 code for a protein of 347 amino acids. The transcript has 6 exons. Lineage: Eukaryota; Metazoa; Arthropoda; Insecta; Hemiptera; Delphacidae.
CUCAAAAUAUCAAUGUUAAAAGUCCUAUGCUUUCCAAUUCCACAUACUUUCAAUUCCACCAGCUGACAAGUUAUUUUGAGUUCCGCCGGCCUGCACGAUAUUCGGAGUUCCGCCUGUCAACAUAUUCGGAGUUCCAUAUAUUUCCAAUUCCGGCCAGCUGCAAGAUAUUUUGAGUUCCAGAUAUUCCCAAUUCAGGCGACCCUUCUGGGUCUGUGCCACAGCCACUGAUUCUGCUUUACUUUCUUCUUGAUAGUAAUCAGAAGGAAGUUUCGUUUUCUCUUAUAACAAUAUCCUUACAACUCAAAUCUAUAAUUAAUCUUUUAUACAAAAAAAGUAUAAAAUAUUGAUAACUUACACCUUUUUUCUUUCAAGAAACUAAUGGAUGAAUCGGUUAAAGUUGAGAAACAGGAAACUGCUAUUGAUGACAGUUGGAUUGGAGCGACUGGUACAUCUAGUGGUACAGCUACUCAGCAGCAGAUCAAAAUUGAGAAGGAAGAAGAUGCAACUAGAGUGUGUGUAAUUGCGUCUUAUAAUGUCAAAGAUGAGUCAUCGGAUUCAACAUCCAAUCAGAUGGCGGCAGUUAAGCAGGAGAAUGUUAGCAGCCAAGAACCAGCGCCAGGGUGCAGCACUGCAGGCUCUCCAACCGAUGAUGGUUCCAGCCAACAAUAUUUGAUCCCUGGCUACAAUCUAAUAUUCAUCAAAGAGGAUGCAUGUGUUGAGCAAGAGGCAGAUGGAAGUUCAGUGAAGAGUGAAACGGAGAUGUGGCCUCCAAACUGCAUCACAUCAGGAACUGCCAAUGCAACAGAAGUGGGUGGACUGAAGGCACAUUCAAUCUCUCCAGUGGAAAAGUGUACUGAGCCAUCUGUGGCUGGCAAAAAGACCAAGCUCUACAGUUGUGCUGACUGCAGCUAUGAAACACACCGUUCCCAUGAUUUGAAUAGACACAUGAGAAAACACACUGGGGGAAAGCCUUUCAGUUGUGAGAUUUGUGACUAUAAAUGUGCUUAUUCAAGUCAUUUAAAACAACAUCUCACAACACAUACAGGAGAAACACCUUUCAGCUGUAACUUUUGUGUCUAUAAAUGUGCUCAUUCAAGUUCCUUAAAAAGACAUCUCAGAACACAUACAGGGGAAACACCUUUCAUUUGCGAAUUUUGUGACUAUAAAUGUGCUCUUUCAAGUAGUUUAAAAAUACAUCUCAGAACACAUACAGGAGAAACACCUUUCAGCUGCAACUUUUGUGACUAUAAAUGUGCUCAAUCAAGUACUUUAAAACAACAUCUCAGAACACAUACAGGAGAAACACCUUUCAGCUGCACUUUUUGUGACUAUAAAUGUGCUCGUUCAAGUAGUUUGAAACUACAUCUCAGAACACAUACAGGAGAAACACCUUUCAGCUGCAACUUUUGUGACUAUAAAUGAACUCAUUCCAGUAAUUUGAAAAGACAUCUCAAAAAACUUACAUGAGAAACAAUUUUUAGCUGAGAAUUUUGUAAGCCACAUUUACUCAUUCAAAUUCAUUUAAUUUUUUGGUCGGUCCCAAAUUUUUUAGGUCAAGUCUUUAGUGGAUUAUAUUCACUAAACACUAAUUAGCAAUUCAUAUUUGAUUAAUGUAGGUUGUAAGAUUUUUAACGCCUUGCAACCUGACUUACAAGAGUGUCAAUAUAGCCGAGCGGUUAAGGCCAGAUUGAAAAAAAUCAUUGCUGAAAUUGAUGAUAUUCAAUUAUUUCUAUAAGAGUAUUCCAUAAUCUAAGGUCGAUAUUUACAUGUUUGUAUCAAUUGUUAUCAUAUGCUUGAAAUGUGAAUUCCAUAUGUAAUUUUGUGUAAUUAUUGUGUCAUAGCACCUUUAAUUUACAUGGCUUUUUCUGUUAACUGAAUAAUACUAAUGAUCACUAAGAAUGUGCUGCCCGCACAAAAUCCUGUUUAAUUGCUUUAUGAUUUUAUAUUUUUUAUGUUCAAUACUUUUUCUCUAGUAAUUUUUUUUUCAAAAUUUUAGUUUUUAAAUUUAUGUGUAAUAUCCAAGUAUGACUAUAUUUUUUCAUUUGAUUUUUUACUUAUUUUAUUUCAUUUUUUUUUCUAUUGUGAAUAAAAGUAUGAAGAAGGGCCCCACACAGGAUUACCUUGGGGGUUUCAUUAAGACUUUGAUAUACAAUGUAUAUUGUGCAUGCAACGGUGUUUGCUACACCAGUUAAGAGUGUUUUUUUCUGAAAUAUUUUGUACAAUGUAUGUUGAUUGGUCGAAUAAAUAUUAUAUUAAAUAUUAUAUUAUAUUGAAUAUUAUAUUAUAUUAAAUAUUAUAUUAUAUUAAUAGUUUCAAGUUGAUAUUUUGCUCCGCCAUCAACUCAUCGCCAUGUAGCUUGCUUGAUCCUCUGCUUCUCCUUGAGUAGCUCUCCAAGUCAGCCUUAAUCUGAUUCCUCCAUCGUAGCCUACGUCUAGAAACACUGUCUUAUGGUGUUCACACUAAUCUUUUAGUUGAUAUCAUUCUGUCAGCAUGAUGAAACCCUAGGUCACAGAAUACAUACAGAAUGGAAAGUCGGCUAUAGUGAGGUCCACCUUAAAAGUAUGGCAGUGUUUGAUUAGCAAUGGUAUUGCUAUCAUUGUCUAUCAUUCAAUAAAGUGGAUGGUGUUAUA